This is a messenger RNA of Loa loa (African eye worm), 1077 nucleotides long. Its product is annotated as sfrp2. The transcript has 8 exons. The coding region runs from base 28 to 933 and encodes 301 amino acids. The record is from RefSeq and is a predicted model, not a curated record. Gene Ontology annotation, molecular function: Wnt-protein binding. NCBI's taxonomy places the organism in Eukaryota, Metazoa, Nematoda, Chromadorea, Rhabditida, Onchocercidae. Gene Ontology annotation, biological process: non-canonical Wnt signaling pathway; negative regulation of canonical Wnt signaling pathway; canonical Wnt signaling pathway.
ACCAAUAGACUAGUCUUGUCCGGACUGAUGGCACUGAACGAGUUGCUUCUGCUUUUCCUUCCUAUUGGGACCUACGCUUAUAUUUCCGAGUCAUGGGCAAUGCUCACUUCUGAUCGACCCUCCUCACCAAAAUGUGUGGACAUACCCAGAAACUUGACGCUUUGUUACGGUAUACAAUACUCAACAAUGCGUUUGCCAAAUUUGUUGGAGCAUGAAACAGUGGAUGAAGUAAUAGAGCAAGCAGCCCCGUGGAUACCGUUACAUCGAUUAAAUUGUCAUCCGGAUACACAGUUAUUCCUAUGUUCCCUGUUUGCACCAGUUUGUCUGGCAACAAUGGACCGCGAAAUACUACCCUGUCAGUCCUUAUGUACUGCUGUCCAACAGGGAUGCGAAAACAGAAUGAGGCAAUAUGGUUUUCCUUGGCCAGAAAUGCUAUCCUGCAAUAAAUAUCCGAAGGAUAACGACAUGUGCAUUGGCGCUGUCUCGGGGAAAGCAACAAACCUUAGUGAUACGUGUUCAUCGUGCAGUCAGGUCAGCACAUACGAGAAUAUACUCGAUCAUUAUUGUCGAUCUCAAAUAGUAGUGAAAGCACGAAUCGGAGGCAUCAAUAAAUCAUACGUGAGCGUGCGAAAGGCACGAUCGCUCAAGAGGUCUGAUCGGCGCAGAUCGGUAGGUCGAGAUACGAUCAUUCAUUUUUCUGCUAAUCGCAGGUGCCCUUGUCAUUUCAGUGGAACAGGAGACCUACGUUUCCUCAUCAUGGCGGAUCAGAAUGACAGAGGCGAUUUUAUUGCAAAUCUGAUACUGCCCUGGAGAAACACCGACAAGUCCUUCAAGCGAGCCAUUCGAAGCUUCCGUAAACUGAAUUGCCAAUCCCUAGGAAGGGAAAUAAGAGAAAGUGCUUAUCGCCGAAGCCUUCAUCGUAAAGGCCAUUGAACAUUGUUGUGUUUUUUCUAUAAUCACAAAUAUAUCGCAAAAUCUCUUCCACCUUAUACCUAUGAGCCUUUUAUUAUCCACGAAACACCUGUGCAAAAAUAUUUUUUUUGUUCUACUCAUUUCCUCGUGCAUGUAGGUGUAAAC